UCGUGGACGGGCAAGAAUGGUGGGGCCCCGAGCGAGUCCCUCGCCGCUCGAGUCAGUCGCUCGCCGGGCCCAGUCGGUGCUCUACGUAUUUCGUAUACCGUCGAGGUUCGUUGCGUUUCACGUCACAGAGACGAGAGAAAGGAAAGAGAGAGAGAGAGAGAAAGAGAGACGCGUCGUCGGAUUCGCUUCGGUUUGUACGUCACGUGUGUGUGUGUGUGUGUGUGUCUCUCUCUCUCUUUCCCGUCCAAAUUCCAGUGCGCGUCUCUCUUUCGCGCGCGCUUCGUCCUUGAAGAGGAAAAACAAAAAAAAAAAAAAAAAAAAAAAAAAAAAAAAAAAAGAGAAACGAGCAGGAAACAAAGGAAGCGAUCGCUCGUGAUCGGGAGCGAUCUCACUCUUCUGCGAGCACGCGAGAAGAGGAGGCGAUCUCGCCGAUCUCUUUGACCAAAUCGGCGCGUCGGUUUCUACGCGCAGUCUCCGGACCUCCGGCGCCGGACACGGGCCCGAAUCGAGCCGAGAGACCCGAGACACACACAGUGCGGUGGUGGUAGUUGCAGCAGUCAACAGCGACGAGCUUCUCGAGACUUCUCCCUUCGAAGGGCAGGAAAUCGGCAUUGUGCGCCAGCAGCGCGAGAGCAGAAGAUUAAACGAAAAUGGCGGUUUUCGGCUUAGUCUCGGCGGUCGCCGGUUUUGUCAAGGUGCGAUAUCUGAUUGACAAGGCCAUCAUCGACAACAUGGUUUUCAGGAUGCAUUACAGGAUCACGUCGGCCAUUCUGUUUCUUUGUUGCAUCAUCGUCACCGCCAAUAACUUGAUAGGCGAUCCUAUCAACUGUAUAUCGGAACUUGGCGGCGCCGGCCACGUGAUCAAUACUUUCUGCUGGAUCACGUACACGUUCACGCUACCGGCGAACAACGCGAAACCCGUGUCCACCCACGUGGCCCACCCGGGCCUGGGUACCGAUGUCGGUGAAAAGAGGUAUCACUCGUACUAUCAGUGGGUACCGUUCAUGCUGUUCUUCCAAGGUGUGCUCUUCUACAUUCCGCACUGGAUGUGGAAGCAAUGGGAGGAGGGUAAGAUCAGAAUAAUAUCCGAGGGUAUAAGAGGUGCCAUGGUCGAGACCAAACAGGAGCGGCAGGCCAAGGUCGAAAGACUGGUCCAGUAUCUCAUCGAGACCCUGCAUUUACACAACAGCUACGCCGCCGGAUACUUUUUCUGCGAGGCCCUCAACUUUCUCAAUACUGUCGGUAACAUAUUCUUCGUGGACGCCUUCCUGGGCGGUGCUUUCCUUACGUAUGGCAUGGACGUAGUCAAGUUCAGCAAUUUGAAUCAGGAGCAACGUAGCGAUCCGAUGAUCGAGGUGUUUCCGCGUGUGACCAAGUGCACCUUCCACAAAUUCGGUGCCUCCGGCACGAUACAGAAGUUGGACGCGCUCUGCGUAUUAGCGCUCAAUAUUCUUAAUGAGAAAAUCUACAUCUUCCUGUGGUUCUGGUUUAUUAUCCUGGCUAUCAUGUCCGGCUUGGCUAUGCUGUACAGCACGGCCAUAGUGUUGAUGCCCAGCACGCGCGAGACGAUCCUCAAGAAGCGCUUCAAGUUCGGCACACCGACUACGGUUAGCGCGCUCAUCCGAAAGACUCAAGUCGGCGACUUCCUAAUGCUCCAUCUGCUAGGUCAAAACAUGAAUCUCAUGAUGUUCAACGAGAUGCUAGAGGAGUUAUGUCGCCGUUUGCAGUUUGGCAGCGGCAGCGGCGCAUCGCCGACAUCGGUACCGUCGGCGCCCAGCACCCUUGAGAUGUCGCCGGUGCUAUACCCGGAGAUCGAGAAAUACGCCAAGGACACCGAGAUCUAAAUGCAAGAGGAGGCCCCCGUCGAUUCGACUUUUUUUCCAUCGCUCCUCCCACUUUUACUUCUGUCCGUAUUGUGAUAAUACCGAGGGCGGUACCUGUGCCGCCGUUGUCUCGAUGCCAAUAAAAAGAUAGGUUCGUGCCGCAUCGUCGGGAAUCUUACCGCGCUCGUAAAACGCGUGACAGACGCUCUCCUCGACGUCUCCUGCCGCCCGUCGAGGCUCGUGUCCAGCGCGGUCUUACUAUCACGUGACGCUCGUAAACUCGAAGCAGUGAGCCUUAAAGAGCCUUUUGGUCCUUGUCUUCUGUCGACGGAAACUUUGCUCAUUACCGUGCGCUCGUAAAGUGCGAGUCGGUUUUUGACAUUUAUGCCUGACGAAUCUUCCAAUCUGUACUGAGGAUUACUGUGACAUGUGCUCUCCGAUCCUCUCUUUCUCUUUAUUCAGUCAUAUUUCUCAGUUUUCAUAGGAUUAUUGCGCGAAUUAUUUCCGACUAAAAUUUCAUUUGUAAAGUUUCAGCGUCAUUAUUCGCGUGUAAAAUAUAUGCGAGUUCGCCUCAUCGCAGCUUCCUGUUUGUCGACGCAUUUGUCCAAUGAGGUCAUUAUGAGGUUUUUAUUUAACGCUGUUAUUGCUGUUACACGCUCGUAUAAACCAAGCUUGAAAAACACGAGAAAUAACGUGAAGCAAUGCCAACAUUCUUAUUUAUUCAACAGUCAUUAUGAGAAAUUUUCAUUUACCGCAAAACCGAAGUUAAAAUACAUAAAAUCGCGCGAGCCAACAACAUUUUUUGCCGAUUAUUUUUUCAAUGAGAGUCUAUAUUAGUCUAUAGAGUCUUACAUUAACUAAUAGAUUUCUAUUUUCUUAGAAAUAUUUUCAUUUGAAUAAUACGGUGAAAACCGUAAAGUUAAAUAUUAAAACGAGCAAAGACGAAGGGUACGUUGGUAUCUUACACCGGCCGCGGCGGCACGAACCGACAUUAGAUUAUCGAAUAUAUAAUGUAGGCGAUAAUGCGCGAUGCUCUCGAAUCGAUAAGACAUUGGCACGUGUGACUGUUCGUAAUCAUUAAGUCGCAACAGGUGCCUAAAACUUUCUUUGUUAGAUCAAAUCAUUUUAAUUAUUAAUCGUUCAUUCCAGAUCAGUGCCAAUAUAUUUUGAUGGUAAUUUAGGAAAGUAUAACACACGUGGAAUUAAUAACGGUGUUCCUUAACUGUUGUUUCAUGUCACGAAUGUAACAUUCCUCUUACUGUAGAUCAUUGAGGAGAAGAAAAGAGCAAGCGUCGAAGCUAUGAUACACUGCUAUACAUUACUUUCUUUCGAUACUUGCUUUUGCGAUACGUAACAAACGCUCCGCCGAUCGCUUAUAAUAGGGAAGCGCGGCAAUAUAUUAUAUAUAUUAUAUAUACAUAUUUUUCAUGAAAUAACAUAGGAGAUUGUCCAUUAUUCCUCACGUGAUGAGAAAUGUGCGCUAUCGUUAUCGAUCUCGUCACAUCGCAUAGAAAUUUAAAAACACACCGGUAGAAUACAAAUCCUGCUCAACAACGAAUCCUUCAAACAAUUAUAUGUUAUAUGAAUUUUCACACACGAGUGAUCAACCGAAAAUUUUUUAGAAAACGAUUCAUUUUGAUACUAGAGCGAAUACACGCGAGUCUCGCAUGUCGUAAAUAAAACAAUAUCGCGCAAUUAUUAACUGCGAAAACAUUGUAAAAGAUCAACAUAUUAGUUGUCAUAUAUUUGAAACCAGUGCACUGCCUAGUAAUCUAAUAGAAACACAAAAUAAUACAUCCAUAGUUUAGAUGGCGGAAGGAACGGGCGUUCGCGCAUCAUAUGUCUCAUUCUUUUUUUCUUUCCAAUUUUCUUAUAAGUAUUUUUGUGCGACUGGUGCAAUGAUUGUAGCGUGAAUUAAAUGAGUGGUGUAAUUUGAUUUAAGAAAAAAGAGGAUAGGGAAUAAUAUGCGAUAUUCAUGCGAACGACCGCAUUCACAUAGAAGAUCGCCAACAAUUAAGCAAGUGGAUCAAAAUAACGGUCGUGUGUGUAUGUGAAUAUAAUUAAUAUUAAUAUUAUAUAUCAAUAUUAUUAUAACAUUAAUAAUAAUACAUUAAUAUUAUUAAUGUUACAGUAAUUAAUAUUCUUGAACCGUGAACAAUUAAUUAGUAAAUAAUUUUUCAUCAAAUUAGAGAUAAAGAAAGAUCGAUUUUUUAAGAUUUGCUACGUAAUUUGAGAAAUACAUAAAGUAGAGGAA
Formica exsecta is the source of this 4077-nucleotide messenger RNA. It is a transcript of the gene Inx3, whose product is annotated as innexin inx3. Gene Ontology annotation, biological process: phototransduction. The transcript is spliced from 5 exons. Bases 651 to 1844 code for a protein of 397 amino acids. Gene Ontology annotation, cellular component: gap junction; plasma membrane. Lineage: Eukaryota; Metazoa; Arthropoda; Insecta; Hymenoptera; Formicidae. The record is from RefSeq and is a predicted model, not a curated record. Gene Ontology annotation, molecular function: gap junction channel activity.